GCGGCUUCCCCUCCGCGGCCCGUGGCCGGCUGCAAGCACCUUCCCGCGGGCACAGCUGCGGGGCCGGCGGCGGCUGCAGGAAGGAGGGAAGAUCGCGGAGCCUGCUUUUGGUGGGGCGCCCCCGGGACGGCCCGGCGCGGAGGGCUCGAGGUGGCGGGGCCCGGGGAGGCCACGAUGAAGCCGAGCGGCGUGGACGUGGACGGGGACGAGGCGACGCCCGGCGCGGGCCCCUGGAAGGAGUGCUUCGAGGCGGCGGUGCAGCUGGCGCUGCGGGCGGGACAGAUCAUCAGAAAAGCACUUUCCGAGGAAAAACGUGUCUCCACCAAAACAACUGCUGCAGAUCUCGUGACAGAAACCGAUCACCUUGUUGAAGACUUAAUUAUUUCUGAGUUGCAGAAUAAGUUUCCUACACACAGGUUCAUUGCAGAAGAGGCUGUGGCCACUGGGGCCAAAUGCGUCCUCACUCCCAGCCCCACCUGGAUUGUAGACCCCAUCGAUGGCACCUGCAACUUUGUGCACAGGUUCCCAACUGUGGCAGUGAGCAUCGGAUUUGCAGUGAACCAAGAGCUUGAAUUUGGAGUGAUUUACCACUGCACUGAGGAGCGGCUGUACACGGGCCAGAGGGGCCAAGGGGCCUUCUGUAAUGGCCAGCGACUCCAGGUGUCCAGGGAGACAGAUCUCUCAAAGGCCCUGAUUUUAACAGAAAUUGGUCCCAAGCGUGACCCUACGACUCUGAAACUGUUCCUGAGCAACAUGGAACGGUUACUCCAUGCCAAAGCUCACGGGGUCCGCGUGAUUGGCAGCUCCACCUUGGCGCUCUGCCUUCUGGCCUCGGGAGCUGCUGAUGCCUAUUACCAGUUUGGUCUGCACUGCUGGGACCUGGCUGCUGCCACCGUCAUCAUCAGAGAAGCAGGUGGCAUCGUGAUAGACACUUCAGGUGGACCCCUGGACCUCAUGUCCUGCAGAGUGGUGGCAGCUGGCACCCAGGAAUUGGCUUCACUCAUAGCUCAGGCACUGCAGACAAUUAACUAUGGGCGAGACGACGAUCAGUGACAAAGAACAGGACCAGGAUGAAAAGAACAGAUCACCCAGAACUGAGGGGCUUUCCUAGGCCCACAGGAGGUGCCAUGGCCCCCCUCACUAUAGUACAGUACAGAGCAUUCAUAUGUGCCGCUCCACAAAAUGUGGCUGCUUCCUCCUGGAUUUGCUCUCUAUAAUCUCACCCAAAUCUCACCUGAUAUUUGGACUAUGUGAUCUCAGUCUACAUACGAACAUACACACAAAAGCACACAUAUGCACGCGCACACACACACACACACACACACACACACACAUAUAUGCACCUCCUUACCCAACAAGGUAACUCUCAGGUAAUAUCGCUUUAGAACUGCUGAGGAAGCGGACUUGUUCUCAGGCCCUCCCCAAGGUACUUCCAAUGCAAUAAAUCAGAGCAACAAUC
Molecule: messenger RNA, 1459 nt
Organism: Suncus etruscus (white-toothed pygmy shrew)
Lineage: Eukaryota; Metazoa; Chordata; Mammalia; Eulipotyphla; Soricidae
Gene: IMPA2
Product: inositol monophosphatase 2
Exons: 8
Coding region: 175-1053 (292 amino acids)
Biological process (GO): inositol metabolic process; phosphatidylinositol phosphate biosynthetic process; signal transduction
Molecular function (GO): inositol monophosphate 1-phosphatase activity
Source: RefSeq, a predicted model, not a curated record